Coniosporium apollinis CBS 100218 is the source of this 6711-nucleotide messenger RNA. Its product is annotated as DNA polymerase epsilon catalytic subunit A. The transcript is spliced from 2 exons. Lineage: Eukaryota; Fungi; Ascomycota; Dothideomycetes. Gene Ontology annotation, cellular component: nucleus; epsilon DNA polymerase complex. The record is from RefSeq and is a predicted model, not a curated record. Gene Ontology annotation, molecular function: DNA binding; nucleotide binding; zinc ion binding. Gene Ontology annotation, biological process: DNA replication proofreading; mitotic cell cycle; nucleotide-excision repair, DNA gap filling. Bases 1 to 6711 code for a protein of 2236 amino acids.
AUGGCCCGCCGCGCCGGGCAACCAUACCGACGAACCUUCAAGAAUGGCCAAGCGACGUACCAAUCUCGCGGCAAACCGAGGACCAUUGACGCAUCAAGUCUCCGCAGCACCGAGCUCACAUCCCAAAAUGAGAAACUCGAAUCCACGCGUCUCGCGCAUCGCAUCGAUGAGUCUAUGGGCUUCGCGCGGUAUGAAUCCGGCAAGAGAAAGGUCGGAUGGCUGUGUAACAUGCACAGUACAAGCGUAGAAGACGAGAACAUACCCGGAGGCCGCGCUGGCGUGGACUUCUACUUCAUUGGGGAUGAGGGGGACACUUUCAAGGCGACGGUGGAGUACGAUCCGUACUUCUUGAUUGCGGUAAACAGGGGGAAGGAGGCAGAAGUAGAGGAGUGGUGUCGCCGAGGAUUCGAGGGACUGGUGAAGGAAGUCAAGCGCGUGGAAAAAGAGGAUCUGCAGAUGCCGAAUCACCUGCUUGGAUACCGCCGAACUUUCUUGAAGCUCUCUUUCGCGAACGUUAGCAAUCUGCUAGCAGUACGGAAGGUUGUAAGCCCGGUUGCGGAGAAGAACAGAAAGAGGAUGAAUGCGAUGGAUACCUAUGCCGAAGUGGCCAGCGCGAAUGCGGGCUUCGACAUAUUUGACGAAGAGCACGAUUAUGACAGACGACCCAGGGGUAUUACGGACGCGAGCGAUUUUAUUGUUGAUAUUCGAGAGUACGACGUUCCUUACCACGUUCGGGUUGCAAUUGAUAAAGAUAUCCGCAUUGGCAAGUGGUAUACCGUUGAGGCAAAACACGGUGUUAUCUCCUUGACAUGCAUAGAGGAGCGAUUACGGCGAGCGGAUCCGGUUGUUAUGGCUUACGACAUCGAAACCACAAAGCUUCCGUUGAAGUUCCCCGACGCGGUAAUAGACCAGAUCAUGAUGAUUUCCUACAUGAUUGACGGCCAGGGUUUUCUCAUCACCAAUCGCGAGAUUGUUUCAGAAGAUAUCGCGGACUUCGAUUACACCCCCAAGCCGGAGUACGAGGGUCCUUUCAUGGUCUUCAACGAGCCAGAUGAGAAAACGCUCCUGGAACGGUUUUUCGAACAUAUCAAGGAGGCCAGGCCAACCGUUAUGGUGACCUACAACGGUGACUUUUUCGAUUGGCCUUUCGUCGAGGCAAGGGCUAGUGUUCUAGGCAUAGACAUGUAUCAGGAGAUCGGCUUCCGGAAGAACAGUGAGGACGUCUACCAGUCGGACUACUGUGCGCAUAUGGAUGCUUUCUCUUGGGUGAGCCGAGACAGCUAUCUGCCGCAAGGUAGUCGAGGUCUCAAGGCAGUCACAGUGGUCAAGCUGGGAUACGAUCCUGAUGAGCUGGAUCCAGAACUCAUGACUCCUUACGCCAGCGAACGACCUCAGAUCCUAGCAGAAUACUCUGUCUCAGACGCUGUAGCAACUUACUACCUGUACAUGAAGUAUGUGCACCCGUUCAUUUUCUCUCUGUGUACCAUUAUCCCACUAGGUCCGGACGACGUCCUACGGAAAGGCACCGGUACGCUCUGCGAGAUGUUGCUCAUGGUUCAAGCAUAUCAGAAAGGCAUCGUCUUGCCGAACAAGCAUCAAGCGCCAAAAGAAGCCUUCUGGGACGGACAUCUGUUGGAGUCUGAGACUUACGUCGGCGGCCAUGUUGAGAGUAUCGAAGCCGGUGUCUUCCGGAGUGACAUACCCUGCAACUUCGCCUUAGACACAACGGCUAUAGACGAGCUCUUGCAAGACCUGGAUGCCGCGCUCAAGUUCAGCAUUACGGUGGAAGAGAAGAAAUCCAUGGACGACAUCACGAACUAUGACGAGGUCAAGGCUCAGAUUGUCGACAAGCUGAUGCAAUUGAAAAAGACGCCAAACAGGAGUGAGCGGCCAUUCAUCUACCAUCUGGAUGUGGCGUCCAUGUAUCCGAACAUCAUGACUACGAAUCGACUCCAGCCAGACUCCAUGAUCCAGGAAUCAGACUGUGCGGCGUGCGAUUUCAACAGGCCUGGCAAAACGUGUGAUAGGCGUAUGCCGUGGUCAUGGAGAGGAGAGUUCCUGCCCGCCAAACGAGACGAGUACAAUAUGAUCCGGCACGCGCUGAAGAGCGAACGGUUCCCUGGACGGUAUCCAAACUCUCCACCUAGGACGUUCGAUGACCUCUCAGUCGACGAGCAGGCUAGCUUCGUAAAGAAGAGGUUGCAGGACUAUUCCAAGAAAAUCUACCACAAGAUUCACGAUGCGAAGACUAUCGAGCGUGAAGCGAUCAUCUGCCAGCGAGAAAACCCAUUUUACGUGGACACGGUCAAAGACUUCCGAGAUCGUCGGUACGAUUUCAAAGGCAAGCAGAAGCUGUGGAAGGGCAAGACGGACGCUUUGAAGGCUUCAGGCGCCAAGCCAGCAGAGAUUGAGGAGGCCAAGAAGAUGAUUGUGCUCUUUGACUCACUGCAGCUGGCCCACAAAGUCAUUUUGAACAGCUUCUACGGCUAUGUCAUGCGCAAAGGAUCUCGAUGGUACUCUAUGGAGAUGGCAGGUGUCACUUGCUUGACCGGCGCCCAUAUCAUCCAAAUGGCGCGACAGCUCGUUGAAAGAAUCGGCAGGCCGUUGGAAUUGGACACCGACGGCAUCUGGUGCAUGCUCCCCGCGACUUUUCCGGAGAACUUUGCCUUUAAGCUGAACAAUGGCAAGAAAGUAACCAUAUCCUACCCUUGCGUUAUGCUGAACCACUUGGUGCACGCCAAAUUCACAAAUCAUCAGUACCAGACGCUCGUGGAUCCGGCGACCUUCAAGUAUGAGACGCACAGCGACAACACGAUCUUCUUCGAAGUUGAUGGCCCCUACAGAGCAAUGAUCCUUCCGACAUCGAAGGAAGAGGACAAGAACUUGAAGAAGCGCUAUGCAGUCUUCAACCACGACGGCAGCUUAGCCGAGCUGAAGGGCUUUGAGGUCAAGCGAAGAGGAGAACUGAAGCUCAUCAAGAUCUUCCAGACCCAGAUAUUCAAGUUCUUCUUGGAAGGAUCCACGCUUACGGAAACAUACGCGUCGGUUGCGAAGGUCGCCAAUAGAUGGCUUGAUGUCCUGCAUCAGCACGGUUCGACGUUGGCCGAUGAAGAGCUGAUUGACCUCAUCUGUGAGAACAAGAGCAUGGCGAAGACUCUCGAGGAGUAUGGGGCCCAGAAGUCGACCGCGAUCACGACAGCCAAGAGAUUAGCUGAGUUUCUUGGUGAGCAAAUGGUUAAAGACAAAGGUCUGAAUUGCAAGUACAUCGUCUCAUCUCGCCCGAAGAACGCGCCUGUCACAGAACGGGCAAUCCCUGUAGCAAUCUUCUCGGCGGAGGAGUCAGUAAAGCGAUACUUCCUCCGCAAAUGGCUGCGCGAAGACCCUGGUGACAUGGAUCCUCGCUCAGUCAUCGAUUGGGAAUACUAUCUUGAGCGAUUGGGUUCAGUUAUUCAAAAAUUGAUCACCAUUCCAGCGGCGCUACAGAGGGUCCGCAACCCAGUUCCCAGGGUCCCGCAUCCAGAUUGGCUUGAUCGCAGGAUUAGGACGAAGGAUGAUGUCUUCAAGCAGAAGAAGAUGACCGACAUGUUUGAGGCGAAGAAACCGCUGGAUGAGGCCGAUGUCAACACGCUACAGAACAGAGCCAUCGACCUCGAGGAUUUCGGCGGAUCACAGCUGCAGAAGCCAAAGAGAGGUGUUGUUACCAAGAUGGUUCAGAAGCGAAAAGCGCCUGAGCCUGCAGUGCCAGUAGCAGCAGAUCCUUUUGCCACGUUGCCAGCAAAGAUGCCAUCGAUUACGGAGGACUACAAAGGCUGGCUGGAGUACCACAAGAAGAAGUGGAGAAUGCAGAAGGUAGCCAGGAAACGGCGGCGCCAGCUGUUCGGAGAAAAGCGAACAGACGCCUCAGAUGCCAUCGGCAGCUUCUUCAGAAACCAGGCCGAGUUGCUGUACAUCAGCACUUGGCAGCUUCUCCAGCUUCGGGAGACCGACACGCCGGGAGAGGUGAAGGCUUUUGUUCUCAUUGGCAAAAAGGUGCACACCCUGAAGGUUAUCGUACCACGUCAGAUAUAUCUCAACCUCCGCGGCGAGGAUUUGCCGGACGUCUCUGUUGACGGAGUCGAGGUGGAGAAAGUGGUCAAUCACACGCUACCAAACGGACAUCCCUCAGUGCACCUAUUCAAGCUUACAAUGUCAGAGCAGGUGUACGUGGGCGAAGCGAAGAAGCUCGCCAUACUCUUCAACCAUCCUAGCGUCGAGGGAGUAUACCAGAAGCAUCUGCCUCUCAACCUCCGGGCUGUACUUGAACUCGGCAGCAUAUGUACCUUCGAUGAGAGCCAGAAGGGUGUCCUUGGAAAAGGCCUGGAGCAGGGCUUCGAUCUCUCUGCACUCCGGCGAGUCCCAUCAACCCAGCCGUACUUGGCUGCAGCCCCGCUGAGCUUCCUCUACCUAUACCACGUUAUCAUUGGCGAGCGACAGAUCUUUGCUCUUUUCUCCACUAGCAAAGAACAGGCGCAUGUUGUUGUCCUCAACAGGUCAAGAGAUGCGCAGGGCUUGCCCAACGUCGACAAAACAUAUCGAGACCAAUUUACACGACGACUGCAGGAAGCGGGCGGCGAACAAUGGCAAAGUACCAUCCAAUACCAGGACAACAUACACUUCAAGACCGUUCAGGUGACGACGAAGCGGAAGGCGCUGCUCGAAGUGGAAGACGCGAUCAAGAAGAUGCGGAGAGAUGAGAACGGAGCUACGGUGCUGGCUAUACAGUCACAGCAACACCGUAUGCUCACGCAUGAUAUUCCUUCGCUCAGGGACUAUCCCAUCUUACCUCUGAGAGUCGAUGAGGCGGACAAGAAGCUACCGCCUAUCGGCUGGCAGUCCGUCAUAGCUAAACGGCUCGUCCAUAAUUACCUCGAUCUGGGCCAGUGGAUCUCUCAUCUGACUGAGUUAGCUCGCUACGGAGACAUACCUCUUUGCAACCUUGAAAGGGACGAUCCGCGCUUUCUCAUUGACGUCGCGUACGCAAGACGGCUGAUGAAGGAGAACGUCGUGCUUUGGUGGUCAGAUGGUCCUAAACCAGAUCAUGCCGGCUACGAGAAGGAUGACGUCCUGGGUCCACUGGAGAUUGUAGAGAUGCCAUCAAUCAACAACCCGGGAACCUACUCCUCGGUGUGCAUAGACUUGGAGGUCAGGAACCUUGCCAUUAAUACCGUCCUGUCUUCCUCCCUCAUCAACGAGGUAGAGGGCUCAGAUUCCGCUUCCUUCAACCCUGCCGCUCCCGCUGAUGGCGGCGCCGCUGAUGGCAUGAACGUCAUGUACUCCGACAACGCAUUCGCUUCAGCCGGUAUCACAGUGCUGCGCGAGAUGGUGAAAGCGUGGUGGACGGAGGCCGAGAAAGGUGGAUACCUCGCAGAUGUUAUGGUGCAACACCUAGUACGAUGGGUGGAGAGCCCAGGCUCCUUCCUGUAUGACCGAUCUCUUCACUACUACGUGCAGAUGAUGUCCCGGAAAGCAUUACAGCAACUGAUGACAGACUUCCGCCGGGUUGGAUCGCACAUCGUCUUCGCCAGUGCCAAUCGUCUGUUACUCCAGACCACCAAAGGGGAAGUCGGUAAUGCAUACGCAUACAGCCAGUACAUUCUGAAGACCGUCAAGGCCAAGCCUCUCUUCGCGUUCCUUGACCUCGAGAUCAAGGAAUACUGGGACUACCUCGCGUGGUACGAUAACUUCAACUACGGCGGCAAAGGCUGCCGCGAAGUCGUCGAAGCGGAGAACCAGACGCUGGACACGGUGAUGCAUUGGCAGCUCGCAACCUUCCUGCCUCCGAAGCUCCAGCUCAUCUUCGAAGAACACAUCAUCGAAUUCAUCGACCUGAUGCACGAGCGCAAGCGGCCACCCCCGAUAACCAACGGCACCACUUCCACCCCCCGAGCCACCCAGCUAUCCUUCCGCCCUCUCACCAUCGACCCAGAAGACAAUACCCAAGAGCUCCCCCGCACCUUCACCGACCCCCUCAAGAAACGCACCACCAAGCUCCUCACGACGCACCACAAAGAAAGCGCGCACGCCGCGCUCGCCGACGAAUGGGCCUUUCCCGUGCUCCCCGGCUCUCAUCUUCCUUCCACCUCCCUUUCGAACCCAGUCCUCCAGCUCGUAAAAAGCAUCAUGCAAGUGCUCUCCCUCGACAAAUCCGUCACCCUCGCCGCGCGCCUGCUGCGCAAGGACCUGCUCUCGCUCUUCGAAAUCCGCGAGUUUAGCGCACAGGCCGCGUUUGUGAAUCCGUCGGCUUCGCUACCUGUGAGGGGUGUUAGUUGUGAUGAGUGUACUGCCGUGCGAGAUCUCGAUCUAUGUCGGGAUGCGGAGCUGUUUCCGGUGCUCGCUGCGUCCGCUGAUGGAGGCGCGGCGGCGCAGGUGCCGAGGUGGCAGUGUCAUAAUUGCCAGGCGGAGAUUGAUAAGUUGAGGGUGGAAGAGCGGUUGGUGGCUGAGGUGCAGAGGGUUGUGGUCGAAUGGUGCACGCAGGAUGUUAAGUGUGGAAAGUGUGGGAGGUUGAAGGGGGGAAAUGAGUUCAUGGAGCAUUGUGGUUGCUCAGGCGAGUGGGUUGGGACGAGGAAGUCGGAGGGAGUGAGGGAUAGGUUGGCCGUCAUGGAGCGGGUCGCUGGCGUGUAUGGGUUUGGACUGUUGGCAGCCGUGAGCAAAGAGGCGCUGGAAGGGUUGUAA